AUUUCAGUAUUUGUCAACAUGAGUAUAUCUGUUGAUGUUCACGUGCUGUUUUUUGCCAAGUGCCGUGAAUUAGCUAAAACUACUCGCUCAAUAUAUACAGUUCCAUCUGAUAUUAAAGCAUAUGAUUUGUUGGAGCAAAUUGUUUUAAGAUUUGGGCUCGCGAACAUACGACAGAACUUAAUCAUAGCUCUUAACGAAUCAUAUAUCGAAGACUUGAAUGAGAGUUUAGUUUUGAAGGACGGUGACGAAAUAGCUGUGAUACCGCCGUUAAGUGGAGGCUAAGCAAUUCAACAUGAACCACAUUAAAUUGAUUGAUG
Messenger RNA from Drosophila guanche, 317 nucleotides. It is a transcript of the gene Mocs2A, whose product is annotated as molybdopterin synthase sulfur carrier subunit. Gene Ontology annotation, cellular component: cytosol. The record is from RefSeq and is a predicted model, not a curated record. Gene Ontology annotation, biological process: Mo-molybdopterin cofactor biosynthetic process. NCBI's taxonomy places the organism in Eukaryota, Metazoa, Arthropoda, Insecta, Diptera, Drosophilidae. The coding region runs from base 19 to 282 and encodes 87 amino acids. The transcript has a single exon.